GUGGUGGAUCUGGUGCUGAAAACCCGGUUAAACUGGUAGUUUGCCCGUUUUUUCUUUCCUCUUCGCACCAUCAAGUCAUCGAAAUUACAGCACCGUAUGUAUACGCUAUCCUAGACGUGUGUAUGUAUACUGAAGAAAAUUAUACGUUCGUGUGAAGCAGUGCUUGUUGACUGCUGGACAAUAUUCAAAGCGUUUGGCACCUUUUACAUCGCAUCAGUUCCUAUAUUUUGUGUUAAAUAUCAUGUCUCAAAAAAGCCUGAAGGAAGCAUUUGUCAGUAAUCUCAAUGGGACCACCACAGAAGAAGUGGCAAUUGGAUCACUCACUGCUCCGCUAUGCUUCCUCUGCAGGGGCCUCGUAUUUAUCCUCCUCCAGCAGGCCAAAAUAAGUCCCUCUCUCCCACUUUCACCGAUGUCUCACCUACUUUUGGACUUUGCUGUGCUCAUCCUCCCACUGGUUGUGUCAUGCACCAUCCUUAGUGACUUUCUCCACCGUGUUGUGUUGACCUCCAGCAUGUUGCUUGCUUGUCUGAUUUUCUCAAUCUAUUGGGUCAAUAUUCCUGCGCCAAACCACAAGAAUACUAUGCGCACCUUCCUUCUCAGUCACGUUCAGUUUAGUUAUGUCCCUUUUGUGACCGUCUUCAGAGUUUUUGUGAAUAUAAAAACAGCCAUCAGCAUUCUUGCCGUGGACUUUGCUGUAUUCCCAAGGAGAUUUGCAAAAACAGAAACCUAUGGAACUGGAGUGAUGGACUUCGGUGUUGGAGCAUAUAUUUUUGCCAAUGCUCUGGUCUCACCAGAGGCACGGAGCAAGUCCACAUCUGGAUCCAGAACUGCAAAACUUUUCAAGCAGCUUAUCGCUGUUUGGCCCUUGAUUGCUCUCGGAAUGGGCCGACUUGUGAGUGUCAAGAUGACGGGAUACCAUGAGCAUGUCACAGAGUACGGUGUUCACUGGAAUUUCUUCUUCACACUAGCUGUCGUGAGAAUCGUGGCGUCAGCACUAUUGGUUAUUUUACCCCACAGAAUGUUGAUUUUCUUCUCACUCCUGAUAGCUGGUCUUUAUCAGUUCACGCUGGAGACAACAAAGCUCAAAGAAUUUAUGAUCCAUAACAACGAUAGAGACAAGGACUUUCUGUAUGCUAACAAGGAAGGCAUUUUCUCUGUGGUUGGUAACGUAGCCAUCUACAUUGCAGGGGUUGAAAUUGGGCUAUAUGUGAUGCAACCACGAUCUCAGGUUAAAGAGUGGCUCAAGCUUAUAGUUCGCCUUUUGGUUGGAAGUUUUGUUCUUUACGGAGCUUUGUUUGCUUGUCAAAGUCUCCUGGAGCCAGUUUCAAGACGCUUGGCCAAUUUACCCUUCUGUCUCUGGAGUGUUGCGCAAUCUUUGCUUUUGUUGUCGUGUUUUGGAAUUGCAGAUGUGUGUUUGUUGUUUGCCAAAUACACAUCAGGCUGCCAUUUUGUGCCAUCAUCAUGGACUUUUUCUAAAAAGGACUCAGAAGCUGCGUCACACAAGGAGCAGUUCAAAGGUGUUUGCCUUGUCCAAGCUGUCAGCAAGAAUCAGUUGGUAUUUUUCUUGCUUGCAAAUGUCAUGACAGGACUGACGAACGCCGUUGUGGACACUUUUAGCUGUACCACCUUGUUUUCUCUUGGUGUUUUGACAUUGUACAUGUUUGUCAACUCUAUAGUGAUACAUGUUUUAGACACUUGUGGAAUAGUAUUAAAGUUUUGGUAAAUUUUUUUUUUCAAAUGUUCUAUAUUUUUAUAAUAAAAGAAAGCAGAUGUGAGUGACUGAGACUAAGCAUAUAUGGAUGGUUUCUGCACAUUUGACAUGGAAACUCCUGUUAGACGUUUAAAUCUUGUGUUGCUCUUUUGGAUUUGGAUUGCCUUAUGUUGUGUUUUCUUGGAGGACAUUUAAAAAACAAGUCUCAAUUUAAAUUGCACUCGGUGAAACGUAUCUAUUAUGAAUAAUAAUAAAUCUAUAGGCAUUAUCCUAUCCAGUGGCUAAUAGUCAACUUGUAUUUAUUUUCAACUAUACCCACUAUUUAUUUUCUUCUAACAUUAUUUUUUCCCUAACAAUUGUGGAUUAUGAGCAAUAAACAUGGCCGAUUUUUUUUUUUUCAGAUGCCCUCAAAUACUAUCACUCAAAACUAAAUUCUCAACAGUUUGAAGAUGCUAAUUCAACAAAUUAUGUGUUCAA
Synchiropus splendidus (mandarinfish) is the source of this 2188-nucleotide messenger RNA. RefSeq names its product phosphatidylinositol glycan anchor biosynthesis, class W (gene pigw). Lineage: Eukaryota; Metazoa; Chordata; Actinopteri; Syngnathiformes; Callionymidae. Gene Ontology annotation, biological process: protein localization to plasma membrane; GPI anchor biosynthetic process. Gene Ontology annotation, molecular function: glucosaminyl-phosphatidylinositol O-acyltransferase activity. The record is from RefSeq and is a predicted model, not a curated record. Bases 242 to 1723 code for a protein of 493 amino acids. The transcript is spliced from 2 exons. Gene Ontology annotation, cellular component: membrane; endoplasmic reticulum.